AACAUCAUGCUCUCACUGAAGGCAAUUUUGCAGGUGCUGCUUGACAGUACGCAAGCGCAUAAUCAGCGUUUUAAAGUCUAUCGGUUAGCAACCGAACAGCCGAUCAUCAACAUUGAAAAGGUCAUACUGUCAGUGUACCCAGUGUUGAAAAUUAUUGGGCUUCUGGAGACCGAAUGUGUUUAUUGGUUCAAACGCCUCGACGGCACCGUGCUUGCGCAGAUUUAUCCCAAAUUUGUUUUGAACGGAAGGACGCUCGUCUUAAAGACGAUGCAACUGGAUGCGCAGAUGAGGGCAGUAAUUUUGGGAACAGCGCUAAUGCUCGUUUUGCAUGAGGUGUACCCCGACAUUCGAAAUGCUCUGGCCGCUUCACUUCUCAGGAUUGAACCUGAUGAAACACUGCAUAGUACUUUAGGCCUGGCAUAG
Molecule: messenger RNA, 423 nt
Organism: Gongylonema pulchrum
Lineage: Eukaryota; Metazoa; Nematoda; Chromadorea; Rhabditida; Gongylonematidae
Source: the annotation of a GenBank genome assembly